Messenger RNA from Anolis sagrei ordinatus, 6563 nucleotides. It is a transcript of the gene PDCD11, whose product is annotated as programmed cell death 11. Gene Ontology annotation, biological process: rRNA processing. Lineage: Eukaryota; Metazoa; Chordata; Lepidosauria; Squamata; Anolidae. The record is from RefSeq and is a predicted model, not a curated record. Gene Ontology annotation, molecular function: protein binding; RNA binding. Gene Ontology annotation, cellular component: nucleolus; small-subunit processome; nucleus.
GCAGAAGGCACUUCCUUUUCCCUUUGCUCGGUCUCAAUUUCGCUUCCGGGUUGUUGAGCCAAUGGUGUCUUCUCACCACGCGUACGGCGAAGCGCAGUAAAAGCGUGCGAGGAGUGAACCGAGUUCUCUGGAAAAGAGAUUGAGAGAGAGAAAAUGGACUGAAAGAGUCUGGCUUGAGCGGAGUUGCUGGGAACUGAGGAAGAAAAAUAACCAUGUCAUCCCUAGAAGAAAAUUUCCCUCGAGGGGGAACACAUAAGAAAAGACAAGAAGAAAAUACACCCAGACCACAAACAGUAGACCAAGACAAUUUAUUCCAGCCACAGAAUGAAGAGGUAACUCAGAAAAGAAAGAAAAAACGUCAGGAUCGAACAGAACCCAAAAAACUGAAGUCUGAGGAGAGAGCUAUUGUAAAAAUUCAUGCAAAGGAUUUUGAACUUCUGACAGCUGAGUCUCUCACAGAAGGGAUGCUGCUUCUAGGAUGCGUGAAAGAAGCUCAUCAGUUGGAGCUGGUGAUCAGUUUGCCAAAUGGGCUCACUGGGUUUGUUCAAGUGACACAAAUAUGUGAUGCCUACAGCAAAAUUCUGAAUACUCAGGUGGCCACAGAUGAACACUUGGAGGAUCUGAGUUCUCUCUCAGACCUGUUCUUUCCAGGGAUGGUGGUCAGAUGUGCCGUUGUUAAUUUAGAGAAUACUAAAACAGGACGCCGAAGUAUCCAGCUCACAGUUAACCCCAAGGAUGUUAACAAGGCUUUGAAUUCUACAACUCUGAGGCCUGAAAUGCUGCUCUCUGGAUGUAUUGCAAGUGUGGAAGAUCACGGUUACCUUAUUGACAUAGGUAUUCCAGCAGCAAAAGCAUUUCUGCCGCGUCAGAAAGCCCAGGGGUAUUUGCAGUCAAACAACAAAGGAGCUGAACUGAAAAUAGGGCAAUAUCUGAACUGCCUUAUUGAAGAUGUCAAGAACAGUGGAAGGAUAAUCCGAAUGUCCAUCAGUCAGUCUGAGAUUGCUGCAGCCAUUGCCACAGAAGAACAAAAUUGGUCACUCAGCAACUUGUUACCUGGACUUGUGGUAAAAGCCAAGGUUCGGGAGGUGACACCUUCUGGAAUGUCUUUAAGUUUUCUGUCGUCCUUUACUGGAAUUGUGGAUUUUAUGCAUAAGAAUCAUCUAAAAGGAAAAAACUAUUCACCUGGUGACAUGGUAAAAGCCUGUAUUCUUUCCAAUAAUCCAACUACGAAGGCAAUACGUCUCUCUUUGCACCCAGCCUUCCUUCAGCCUGGUACCCAGCUUGGCCAGCUGUGUAGCGAUCGGAUUGGGAUGAUAGUGGAAAACUCCAAAGUGAAGACCUUCCUCUCCAAAACGGGUGCCAUCUUUGUGUUGGAUGAUGGCAGCCUAGGUUUUGCACGUCAAAGACAUCUUUCAGAUUCACGCUUAUCUUUCAAACCGGAGAUGUUUAAGCCUGGAAAUGAGCAUAAAUGUCGAAUUAUUGAGUACAGCAUGAUGGAUGAGAUGGCACUGUUGUCCCUCAAACAAACUAUUAUGGAUGCUCCAUUUCUGAAAUAUCAAGAUAUUUGUCCUGGACAAGUUCUGGAAGGAACCGUAUUGACUCUGAAGCCAUUUGGCAUGCAUGUAAAGGUGACUGAGUACAUCAAGGGACUAGUCCCUUGCUUGCAUUUGGCAGAUGUGCGUCUGAAACAACCAGAAAAGAAAUACAGCGAGGGGGCUUCUGUCAAGUGCAGGGUUCUUGUCUCCGACGCUGAAGCAAGGAAGAUUGUGCUGACAUUGAAAAAAACACUUGUCAAUUCCAAACUCCCUAUCCUGGCUAGUUAUGAAGAUGCUAAGCCAGGCCUGAUCACUCAUGGCUUUGUGGUUUGUGCAAGAGAGUUUGGCUGCAUCGUGAAAUUCUACAAUGACAUAAAAGGCCUGGUCCCUAAGAAUGAGCUUGGCUUGCCACCCUUGACUCCUCCUGAGGAGGUUUUCUAUGAAGGCCAGGUGGUCAAAGCGAUGGUCUUAAAAUGUGACCGUGAACAGGAGAAAGUGCUCCUCUCAUUUAAUCUGACAGACAAUCCUCUUGGUAAGACCAGUAAAGGUGAAAAGACUUCAAAGAAACAGGAAAUAAUAUAUGAAGAUGCACAGGUUGCUGAUGUGAAAAUUUUGAAAAAGAAAGAUGAUGGCUUAGAUAUUACAAUCUUGCCAAACAACAUUUCUGCCUAUCUUCCCAUGAUGCAUCUCUCUGACUACGUGUCCCAUAGCAAACUCUGGAAUUAUUGGCUCAAAGAAGAUGAUCUUCUGCGUAGUGUUGUGUGCCUGCAUAGCAAGGGACGUCAUCUUACACUAAGUAGAAAGCCAGCGCUGGUUUUGGCUGCACAGGAGGAACAUGCAGUGAAGAACUUCUCUGACCUUGAGCCUGGAUUGCUGCUGACUGGCUUUGUGAAAAACAUAAUGCCUUAUGGUGUUUUUGUGGAAUUUCCAUAUGGUUUGACAGGAAUGGCUCCCAAGUCGGCAAUGAGUGACAAGUUUGUGACAGACACCAAAGAUCAUUUUGUGAUAGGCCAGACUGUGAUUGCCAAAGUGACCAGCAUUGAUGAAGAGAAGCAGCGCAUCCUGCUGUCCCUGAAAUUGUCUGAUUGCUCCUCUGAGGAUUCUGUUUCACAGAGCUUCUCCUUGCUGCAGCAGUACUUUAAGGAGCUGCAGGAAAUCAAAAGCAUCAUGAAGAAAAGAGAUGAUUCAAAUGUGGCCCAGAGACUCUAUGAAAUAAAACCGGCACAGAAACUGCAGUUGGUUGUUCACAAAGUCGAAACAGAUGGUUCGGCAGUCUUCAAGGACACUUGUGUCGCUGGAUUAACUGUCAUAGCUGUUCAUAGCCAUCUUGGAGGCAAAAAUGUAGUGGUGGGUGAAAAAGCAGAAGCUGUGGUUCUGUACAUUGAUUAUCUGAAAGCAAAGAUCUACGUGUCUCUUCGAGAGGAGCUGCUGUCCUCCAAGCCCAAAAAGUUUACCUUAGACUCUCAAUAUGAGGCCAUUGUACAACAUGUGGCAACAGAGUAUGCAGUUGCUUCACUGAUAGGAACAGGACAACUGAUUGCUAUCCCUGUGGCUUCACACUUCAAUGACACAUUCCGGUUUGAUUCUGAAAAACUGAAGAUGGGGCAGUCUGUCAUGGUGGUUCUGAAAAUGGUAGAGAGAGAUGACUAUGGACUCUUGCUUGCUGUGCAAGCCUCGGGGAAGAGAAAGACUGUAAUCCGGUCAAGGCAUGAUUCAGAGGCACUAGAAGAAACCUGGCCCACAGUGAAGCACUCACUGUGCGUGGGUGACAUGGUCAAAGGAACUGUGAAGUCUGUCAAGCCCACCCAUGUCCUGGUGGCAAUUGAUGACCACCUGAUGGGCUCCAUUCAUGCUUCCCAGAUUGUGGAUGAUGUUUCCGAAGGUACCUUCCCAACAUCCAUGCUGAAGGUUGGGCAGAAAGUGACUGCCCGGGUCAUUGGAGGCAGAGAAAUUAGAACUCACAGAUAUUUGCCUAUCACUCAUCCCCACUUCACCCAUACAUGGCCAGAGCUCAGUGUCCGGCCAAGUGAGCUAAAAGGAGAAAGCAAAACAGUCCUGGGCCCUGAAGAUGACAAAUCAGAAGAUAUGUUGAAACACUUCAAGCCUGGGCAGACAGUGACUUGCUUUGUCAAGAAGUACAAUACUGAGAAGAAAUGGCUAGAGGUGGAAGUCACCCCUGACAUCAGAGGGAGAAUCCAUGAACUACUGCUUUCCCUGAAGCCUAAGAUCUUAAAGAAACCAGGGAAUUUCUUCAAGAAUGGGCAGGCUUUGAUUGCAACCGUGACGGGUUGUGAUACCACUGGGACCAAAGUAUAUCUGUCACUAUCAGGCGCUUACUCUCUAGAGAAAGGAACCAUCACACUAGGCUGCAUAAAGAGUGUGAUUCCACAUGUUGGCCUGCAAGUUACGCUUCCAUUUGGAAGGAUUGGCAAAGUUAGCCUUUUUCAUCUCAGUGACUCAUAUACUGAACAGCCACUAGAAGACUUCAGCGCUGGAAAGAUCGUCAGAUGUUAUGUCCUUUCAGAUGAAGAUAAAAAAAUUAAAGUGUCUCUCCGGCAAUCCAGGGUAAGUCCCAAGAGCCACAGUAAGGUAGAAGAUCCUGAAAUCGCAUCUCUUGAUAAUGUUACAGAAGGUCAGCUCAUCAGAGGCUAUGUCAAAUCCAUCGCAGCAAGAGGCAUUUUGUUUAGAUUGUCUGAUUCUGUUGUGGGUUGCAUCCCGUUGCAACGUAUCACUCCCGUCUUUGUGCCAGAUCAUUCCUUGUGUUCAAAAUACAUCCAUCGGGGUCAGCUCCUCACUGCCAAGGUCUUCAGUAUAAAUAAAGCAGAGAAUGUGGUGGAGUUCUCCCUCCUUCCUGAAGACACUGGGAACCCAUGUAUCAUCCCAGAACAUGGUUCUGGUGAAACAGACACACACUUAAUGAAGACAAGAAAGCGAAAAAGAAGAACUUCAGAAAACGAACAGCAAGUAAAGCCAAAGAGAAGAGCGCAUCGUACUGAAGAUGAUGAUAGUGGUGUUGAAAUCUACUGUCGGGAAGAGGAAGAGGAAGAAAAGUGUGGGAGGAAAUCGAAGCAGAGAAAAGAAAUUUCUAGGCUGAAGGUUUCGACAAGCUUUACAUGGGAGGAGGGCUUGAAUGUGCUGAAUGCUGCCAUGUUGAAACCAAAGGAAGAAAGCUCCGAUAGUGAGGAAGAGGAUGAUACAGAGACCACGACCAAGAAACAAACAAAGAAGAAAAAAGAGUUGGAAAAGCAGAAGGCAGAGAAGGAACUUGCCAAACUUGAAGCUGCCUUGAUGGACCCCAACCGGCAGCCUCAGACAGCAGAUGAUUUUGACCGCUUGGUCCUUAGCAAUCCUGACAGCUCCAUCCUCUGGUUGCAGUAUAUGGCUUUUCAUCUGCAGGCCACAGAGAUAGAGAAGGCCAGAGCUGUGGCAGAAAGGGCACUCAAAACCAUCUCCUUUAGAGAAGAACAAGAGAAGCUCAAUGUAUGGGUUGCCCUGCUGAACUUGGAGAACAUGUAUGGCACAGAGGAGGCACUGAUGAAAGUCUUUGAAAGAGCUGUUCAGUACAAUGAACCUUUGAAAGUCUUCCAACAGUUGGCAGAUAUCUACACUGGCUCUGAGAAAUAUAAGGAAGCUGAUGAUUUGUAUAAUACAAUGCUGAAGCGCUUUCGACAGGAGAAAUCUGUAUGGGUGAAAUACUCCACUUUCCUUCUGAAAAGAGGCUUGCUGGAAGCAGCUCACAGACUCCUCCCUCGCGCACUGAAAUGUCUGCCAGAAAAAGAACAUGUGGACGUGAUUUCAAAGCUGGCACAACUGGAGUUCCAAUUUGGUGAUUCUGAACAUGGGAAGGCCAUUUUUGAGAACACCCUGAGCACAUACCCGAAACGCACGGACAUCUGGUCAGUGUACAUAGACAUGAUGAUAAAACAUGGCAGUCAGAAGGAAGUACGGGACAUUUUUGAGCGAGUGAUACACCUGAGCCUUGCAGCAAAGAAGAUGAAGUUCUUCUUUAAGCGUUAUUUGGAGUAUGAGAAGAAGUAUGGCACAGCAGAAACUGUCCAGGUUGUGAAGGCAGCGGCGUUGGAAUAUGUGGAAUCUAAGGGCGGUCUUGCUGAGCACUGACGUCUAGAGCAAACUUAAUUGCUUUCCUUGUAUAUUGAGAUGAAGGACCGAUCCCAAUUGUACAAAUGAAAGUUUUCCUUAUAGAACUACAUUAUGGUCUCAGGAAUUGAAUAAGUUACCUGUGACCAAUCCAUGGCCUUUCAAGAACUGUAUAUCUUUUGUACCUUCCUCAGACUUUUACAUCAGAGAAUGGAGAUUUAUUUAAGUGCUGGUAUUUUUUAAAAAAACAAAAAUUAGAAAGUGGGAGAAAGCCCAUUUGUGCUUUCAUGUUGGAUGAUUCUUCUUAUUAAAUACAUUGAAACUAUGUGAGCGUUUUUCUAAUCAAAGUAUCAUGGAAUAUAUCUGGUCUCUUUCUUCCAUUUUAGGCUGUAUGUUCUGGAAUAAUACAUUAAUGAUGUGGCUUGUUCUGCUUACUUCAUUAAUUCCCUCAUGCAUACACAUUCCAACAUAAAUCUGAAUUAGAUACACUUUUCAAGUAGGCCAAUAUGUAUGAGUUAGGCUUACUCAUUGAUAACUCAUGUUUUAUACAUACAGGCCUACAACUUAUAUUUUUCUUGCCUUUUCCAUAAAUAAUAUACAUCUUUAUGACUCGAACACUGUGUUUACAUUUAGAAACUAUUAUCCAGUUUGUAUAACAGGUGGGAACAAUUUUUCAAUUCCAUACUUCUUUUAUAGACACAGUUUAAAACAGUUGUAGCUUAAAAUAGUUUCGGUAUACUUGUAUUUUUUUUUAUUUUGAUGAUAGAAGCUAGGCAGCAAACCAGCCUUCAUUAGCCUAGUUCUCUUUAGAUAAAGAUUUUGGUUGCUUUCAUGCUCAUGGUUUUUUGGAAGUUGAGAAGAACUGGAUUGGAAAAGGAUGUUCCAAAUGUUUAAAUAUCUUUACAAAAACUUGGCUCCUUUUUUUUUUUU